Botrytis fragariae is the source of this 351-nucleotide messenger RNA. RefSeq lists its product as uncharacterized. The record is from RefSeq and is a predicted model, not a curated record. The transcript is spliced from 2 exons. Bases 1 to 351 code for a protein of 116 amino acids. NCBI's taxonomy places the organism in Eukaryota, Fungi, Ascomycota, Leotiomycetes, Helotiales, Sclerotiniaceae.
AUGAAUAUUCCCUAUUCCAAUUGCAACGAUUUCACAUUCUCUCGUAAUCAUCCCUCCGCCACCCCCAGACACAAGACAUCAACAUUCUCCCAUGGUCCUGCUAACAUACCCAGAAUUAAAAACGACACGACUAGACUCAACAGCAAGAAAAUUCCUUCCAAAGUCUGCUCAUCUAAAUUACGAAGUCGACUUGUUACAUCACCAAGUACCCAAGACGAUGAAACUGCAAAUACUAGUGAGGAGGAAUUAUCAUCAAGGUUAGAAAGAUCUUCAGAGUCUACUUGCUCGGGGGGUUGUGGGAAAAUUGGUGGAUGUGAGAGAAAAGAGAAGAGUGUGAGUUUGGAGUUCUGA